CAAAUGUCUCCUUUGGCUGACUUUGCCUUAAUUUCUGGCCUGCAGACCCACUGGAUAAUGUUUCCAACCUUCUUUAGAUUAUAAGGUCCAAGGAACGGAACAGAACAAAUUUUUCUUUAGCAAUUUAGGCAGAGCAGGUAUGGGGGGGCUUCUCUCAGCUGAGCAAGAUAUUUCGGGUAAUUCUUUAGGCCUUGCUCUCGUUUCAAGGGGGAAUGUCUGGGAAGGCAGAACCCCAAAGGUGAGAGUCAGAGGAGAAGGGACCCGUGGGACCCCCAACAAUCCCAGCAUCCCUAAAGCGGGAUCCCAAACAUCCCAGACAGAGGAGACCCUCAGAACCCCAGAGGGGGGAGACCAGAGAGGGGGAACUCCUGGAAGAGUUUUUUUUGGGCUGAAUCUUCAUUUUGGCUGAACCUUAAGUUUUUACAGUUUGAUGAGAGGUUUCCACCUCGCUAUUUCUGAGGGAGUUUUUUGCAUGAAAGUAGGCAGAUUGGGUUUUUCUGUGCUGAAUUGUGAUGUUUUGGAGGCUUUUAUGGUCCCAGGAUGCCCGGUGAGUUCUAGAGAUGGACUUGGGCAGGAGGAACCCCCAAGGAAAGGCACUCAGCCCUUGUUUCCCCCCAUCCUUCCCAAAGCUUGGGCGGAUGGAGGAGGAAGCUACAAGGAAGAGGAAAAAGCCGCAGGCCCCCCAGGCAGACCCCGAGCUGAGGACGGAGAGCAUGGAGGACAAAUCCCCCCGGCAGAGCCUGGUGGGAGAGGCCGUUUUGAAGGGCUCCCUGGCACAGGAAGGCAGCGGGGAGGAAAAGGCCCGGAGAUGCCCCCGGAGGAGGGGCUGCAAAGCCAGCCCAGGGAGCUGUGAGGAGGAAAGACCCGGCCUGUGCCGGGAAGGCGGCCGGAGCUUGAGCCGGAGCUCCAAGCUGGUGGUCCCUGAGCAGCCUCCCAGCAGGGAGAAGCCCUUCAGGUGCUUGGAAUGUGGGAAGAGCUUCAGGGACAGCUCCGCCUAUCUCAG
Messenger RNA from Myiozetetes cayanensis, 1003 nucleotides. RefSeq names its product zinc finger protein 48-like. The annotation marks the transcript as partial. The record is from RefSeq and is a predicted model, not a curated record. The transcript is spliced from 2 exons. Lineage: Eukaryota; Metazoa; Chordata; Aves; Passeriformes; Tyrannidae.